Neodiprion fabricii is the source of this 2792-nucleotide messenger RNA. RefSeq names its product serine hydroxymethyltransferase (gene Shmt). The transcript has 6 exons. Gene Ontology annotation, molecular function: mRNA 5'-UTR binding; pyridoxal phosphate binding; serine binding. NCBI's taxonomy places the organism in Eukaryota, Metazoa, Arthropoda, Insecta, Hymenoptera, Diprionidae. Gene Ontology annotation, biological process: L-serine catabolic process; folic acid metabolic process; tetrahydrofolate interconversion. Gene Ontology annotation, cellular component: cytosol; nucleus; cytoplasm. Bases 238 to 1815 code for a protein of 525 amino acids. The record is from RefSeq and is a predicted model, not a curated record.
UAGCCGGUUUGUUUUCUUUUAAAUUUAUGCGCAACGCGUACAUAGUUGAUAGAAUUCGGAAUUGGUCCUGCGUAUUAUAACGCGUAGCAUAUAUCCGUGAAGAUAGAUUGUACCGACUUCGCGUGAACUGUCGAAAGGCUGGCUAUUUAGUUAUUUUAAAGGCAAACUUUAUACCCCUGCAGUCAGUUUAUAUUUCCAUACAAUCGUGGGAGUAUCACCGAGCUAAAUACAUAAAAUAUGAUGGCCGGAAAUUGGUAUAGUUUAACCGGAGCGGCGAAGCAAUUGGUUAAAAAUCUGGUGAUAAAAAAGGGCAAUGCAACAAGAAGACCAAGAACUCUGGGUCACUUGGUUACUCGCACUACAUCAUCGUUUCACUACGUUCAACACACGGCAACUGACUGCACUUCAAUGCCGGACAAUAUGUCAAGCACUAUUCACAAAAACUUAUGGGACACGGAUUACGAGCUGUUCGAUUUAAUGAAAAAGGAGAAAAAGCGACAAGAGUGUGGGCUGGAAAUGAUUGCGAGUGAAAAUUUUACCUCUCUUAGCGUACUCCAAUGCCUCGGAUCUUGCCUAGGAAAUAAAUACAGCGAAGGUCUUCCGGGACAGAGAUAUUACGGUGGAAACGAAUUCAUUGAUCAAAUUGAAUUACUUGCUCAAAAACGUGCCUUAGAAGCUUACAAUCUAAAUCCAGAAGAAUGGGGAUGCAAUGUUCAACCGUACUCCGGCAGUCCGGCCAAUUUUGCUGUCUACACUGGUCUGGUUGAACCCCAUGGGCGUAUAAUGGGUCUAGAUCUCCCCGACGGAGGGCAUCUAACACAUGGAUUUUUCACCGAAACCAAGAAAAUCUCUGCAACAUCGAUAUUCUUUGAGUCGAUGCCUUACAAGGUGAAUCCUGAAACAGGAUACAUAGACUACGAUAAACUUGAAGAGACUGCAAGAUUGUUCAAGCCAAAGAUAAUUAUAGCCGGUACAACGUGCUAUAGCAGGUGUUUGGACUACAAACGUUUUAGGGAAAUUGCUGAUCAACAUGGAGCGUAUCUCUUGAGCGAUAUGUCGCAUAUUUCUGGGCUUGUUGCUGCAGGUGUUAUUCCCAGCCCGUUUGAAUACAGCGAUGUUGUUUCUACUACAACUCAUAAGACGCUCAGAGGACCACGUGCCGGUGUAAUUUUCUUCCGGAAAGGCGUUAGAAGUACAAAUAAGAAGGGUGAAAAGAUUUUGUAUGACCUGGAGACCAGAAUAAAUCAGGCUGUGUUUCCCGGCCUGCAAGGUGGCCCACAUAAUCAUCAAAUUGCUGCCAUUGCCACAACAAUGAAGCAGGCUAAGUCUCCCGAGUUCAUUGCUUAUCAAAAACAAGUAUUAGCUAAUGCAAAAAGACUCUCGGACAGUCUUCAAAAACUUGGUUACAAAAUUAGCAGUGGUGGCACCGACGUGCAUCUCAUCUUAGUUGAUCUGAGUACCACUGGUAUCAGCGGAGCCAAAGCUGAGAAGAUACUAGAAGAUAUUGGAAUCGCAUGCAACAAAAAUACAGUUCCUGGGGAUAAAAGUGCAUUAAAUCCAAACGGUAUCAGGCUUGGAACACCGGCUUUGACUACUAGGGGUUUCAAGGAAGCUGAAAUUGAUAAAGCUGUUAAUUUCAUUCAUUCAGGUAUAGAACUGGCUAAAGAAGUCACGGCUAUAUCUGGACUUAAGCUCUCGGAAUUUAAAAGGGUAUUAGAUACUGAUGUGGCAAUAAAGGUAAAGGUCCAAGCACUUCGUACAGAAGUAGAAAAAUUUGCCUCACAAUUCCCCAUGCCAGGUCUGAAAGAGUAUUAAACAUGUGUAUCCAAAAGAGAUACAGCUAGAUAGAUUUCUACUAACAAGAAAGAUCAGUUCGGUGUCCGCCUCCGAUUUAGUUACAACUCAUGUAUAUUUGUAGAACAUUAAAAAAGGUUUCAUUCAUGAAUAGGAACAUUUCAGCAUUGGUUUCAUUCAAACAGAUCGUGUACAUCAAGAAAUUACCAUGUUGGGUUUCCAUCUUUGGGGAUCGUUUUCAUCCCUUCAAACCGUUUUUCCGCUGAUAAAAACAAGGUGUGUUUUAGUUUUCAAUGUUCUACAACAUACACGAGUUGCAUCAAAUUCGAAGGGGGAUAUCAAAUUGGUUCCUGGUAAGAUGUAUCAUUUACAAUGAUUAAUACUAAAUGAUAAUAUAAUUGGAAAAUAUUUUCGUUUGAGAAAAGAGCAGGUUGGAAUAUAGAUCUACGUCUUAUAAUUUUAAUAUUGAGUCAUGCUCAAUAUAACGUACAUAAAAAUUUUUCCAUAUUGUAACUCCCGCUCAAUCAUACUAGAAAGACUUACAAUCAAGCAGUGAGCUACUUUUAAAAAAAUCGAGGUUUGCUUUGAUAGAUAUAAUUCCGUAGUUUUCCUAUACAUACAAUAGUGGUCUAAAUUAUAUUUUUAUUUCUUUGUAUAAAAAUCAAAAUCAUUUCCCAAACCUGUGCAGUAACGUAACCUACAAUUAUAAUAUCACCAAUUAUUUUAUAAGAAAUUAACGUUAUUUACCUUCUGUAUCGAUCAUGUAGGACUGGUUUUUUUUUUUCUUUUUGGAAUAACAUUUAAGAGUUAAUAUUUUAUAGUUAAAACUUAUGUAUGCAUUAAAAUUGUAAAGAAUUGCGAAGAAGGAAUUGUUUUUAUUGAAAUUGCAUGUAAAUGGCUUACGAGAUAAAAAGUAUUUAAUAUCCGAGCUAAAAAUCCUCGAUAAAAGUCUCAUGUUUAUAUUUUUUAUACUGAAAAAUAAAAUACACAAAUAAAAA